Patiria miniata (bat star) is the source of this 522-nucleotide messenger RNA. RefSeq lists its product as uncharacterized. The record is from RefSeq and is a predicted model, not a curated record. The coding region runs from base 160 to 522 and encodes 120 amino acids. Lineage: Eukaryota; Metazoa; Echinodermata; Asteroidea; Valvatida; Asterinidae. The transcript is spliced from 3 exons.
CUUUGUAACUUGCUGACACUUUAUGACUGUGGAAUACAACAGGACGAGAAUAUCUCACUCCGCCUGUGUACUGAUGGCCUACUGGGCGGUGGACCAAAAGGACGUCACAAGAAAUCAAGGCAGCCAGUUGGCACUGGUUAUAAAGAGCAGAAUGUCACAAUGAAGCGAAAGUCUUCUAAUCAACAAGAUUCUGAGAGGACCAUCAAGAAAUCACGACAGGCCGCUGGCACUCAGCCUGAUGAUGACGCUGGUACUUCCACCAGGCCGUCUACAAGUCAGAUCACCCAAGCAUCUGGAGUUACAUCACGGGAGGAGGUUGGCACUCAGCCUGCUGAUGAUGCUGGUACUUCCACCAGGCCGUCUACAAGUCAGAUCCCACAAACAUCUGGAGUUACAUCAAGGGAGGAGGUUGGCACUCAGACUAGUGAUGAUGAUGGUACUUCUACCGGGCCGUCUAUAAGUCAGAUCCCCCAAACAUCUGGAGAAGUGCAUCACACCCAUCAACAGCUUCUCAUCGGCUAG